AAGCAGUUACAUUGAUUGAUUCGAAAUCCUCAAGUUCAUUCUUUUCAGAUAUAGAUCAGAUAAAGUCUCAUAAAAUUUCAUUAAUUUUAACAGAAUAUAACUUGCCAAUAAUGUCGGGCUUUGAUGCUUCACAAGCAAUUAGAGCAAUGAAACCACCAAUUUCAAGUAUUCCAAUUAUUGUUCUAACAAGUUUACCAGUAGAAGAGAUACGGAAUAAAUGUAUUAAAUCAGGAAUAAAUGAUUAUCUUGCAAAGCCUUUAAAACAUGAUGAACUUGAUAAAGUUUUAACUAAAUGGAUUGGUAAAAAUUGA
Molecule: messenger RNA, 311 nt
Organism: Cetraspora pellucida
Lineage: Eukaryota; Fungi; Glomeromycota; Glomeromycetes; Diversisporales; Gigasporaceae
Source: the annotation of a GenBank genome assembly